Messenger RNA from Alnus glutinosa, 2451 nucleotides. Its product is annotated as putative elongation factor TypA-like SVR3, chloroplastic. Lineage: Eukaryota; Viridiplantae; Streptophyta; Magnoliopsida; Fagales; Betulaceae. Gene Ontology annotation, cellular component: cytosol; ribonucleoprotein complex. Gene Ontology annotation, molecular function: GTP binding; GTPase activity. The record is from RefSeq and is a predicted model, not a curated record. The coding region runs from base 122 to 2176 and encodes 684 amino acids. The transcript is spliced from 14 exons.
AAUCGUUUCUUCGGAAGUUACAAUUCCAACUACAAUACCAGCCUCACUUCCCAAAUCCCUUCCCUCUCUCUCCCUCUCUUUCAGCAGCUUCGACCUCCGAGAGAGAGAGAGAGAGAGUGUGAUGGAGAUGACGCUCAGCUUCUUCCACGGCUCGACCUUCUCAACGAUGAGCCCUAACCUUCCUAGUCCUAGUCCUAGAAGAACCGCUUUUGCUUCUUCACUCUCUAACCAAUUCUUCGGCCUCGGCCACGGCCUAUCUUCUUCUCCAACCUCCAAACCAGCCCUCAAUUUCCGUUCCAAAAUUCCCUGUCAAGGACCUAUCAAAUGCUCCGUUUCUCAAGCUCCUGAAACCACCUCCUCCGAGAAGAAGAGCCAAUUGAUGAGGAGAGGUGACGUAAGGAAUAUAGCAAUUGUUGCUCAUGUAGAUCAUGGAAAGACAACUUUGGUUGAUUCUAUGUUGAGGCAAGCAAAGGUUUUCCGUGACAACCAAUUUGUACAGGAAAGGAUAAUGGACUCAAAUGAUCUAGAGCGUGAAAGAGGAAUUACAAUACUAAGCAAAAAUACGUCUAUCACUUAUAAAGAUACAAAGAUCAAUAUAAUAGAUACUCCAGGGCACUCUGACUUUGGAGGGGAAGUGGAACGCAUCCUCAAUAUGGUGGAAGGGGUUCUUCUAGUGGUAGAUUCUGUUGAGGGUCCAAUGCCUCAAACAAGAUUUGUUCUAAAGAAGGCCCUAGAAUUUGGCCAUGCUGUCAUUGUUGUGGUCAAUAAGAUUGACAGACCUUCUGCUCGUCCUGAUUAUGUCAUCAAUUCAACUUUUGAACUCUUUAUUGAAUUAAAUGCGACGGAUGAACAGUGUGAUUUCCAAGCAAUAUAUGCAAGUGGUAUUAAGGGAAAGGCAGGAUUGUCACCUGAAAAUUUGGCAGAAGAUCUUGGCCCACUUUUUGAGACUAUAAUCAGAUGCAUACCUGGACCACGUAUUGAGAAAGAUGGUGCACUGCAAAUGCUUGCUACAAAUAUCGAGUAUGAUGAACAUAAAGGACGAAUAGCCAUUGGACGCUUGCAUGCUGGAGUUCUGCGCAGAGGAAUGGAUGUGAAGGUAUGCACCUCAGAAGAUUCCUGUAGAUAUGCAAAAAUUAGUGAGCUUUUUGUGUACGAAAAAUUCAGUAGGGUUCCUGCAGAGAUUGUGGAAGCUGGUGACAUUUGUGCUGUCUGUGGGAUUAGCGAUAUACAGAUUGGCGAGACGAUUGCUGAUAAAAUAUCUGGAAAGCCUUUACCUGCAAUUAAGGUGGAAGAACCGACUGUCAAAAUGGCUUUCUCUAUAAAUACUUCUCCUUUUGUUGGGCGUGAGGGAAAGUAUGUUACUAGUAGAAACUUGCGCGAUCGGCUCUCCCGUGAACUUGAGCGUAAUUUGGCUAUGAGAGUUGAUGAUGGAGAAACGGCGGAUACAUUCAUUGUUAGUGGUCGUGGUACUUUACAUAUCACCAUACUGAUAGAAAACAUGCGAAGAGAAGGAUUUGAAUUCAUGGUGGGACCCCCAAAAGUUAUUAACAAAAAGGUGGAUGACAAGCUGCUGGAACCAUAUGAGAUUGCCACUGCGGAGGUGCCAGAAGAACACAUGGGGGCUGUGGUUGAACUUCUCGGCAAAAGGCGUGGGCAGAUGUUUGAUAUGGAAGGGGUUGGGUCGGAAGGAACAACACUACUUAAAUAUAAAAUUCCAACACGUGGCCUUCUUGGAGUUCGAAAUGCAAUUUUAACAGCAUCUCGUGGGACAGCAAUUCUCAACACAAUAUUUGACAGCUAUGGACCUUGGGCUGGUGACAUUAGUACCAGGGAUCAGGGUUCGCUGGUUGCCUUUGAGGGUGGAACAACUACUUCUUAUGCCCUUUUUAGUUCACAGGAGAGGGGGCAGAUGUUUGUUGGUCCUGGGUCAGAGGUUUACAAAGGUCAAAUAGUCGGCAUUCAUCAGCGGCCUGGGGACUUGUCCCUUAAUGUGUGCAAGAAAAAGGCUGCAACAAAUAUACGCUCCAACAAGGAGCAAACAGUGGUUCUUGAUACUCCAUUGGAUUAUAGCCUGGACGACUGCAUUGAGUACAUUCAAGAGGAUGAAUUGGUGGAGGUCACCCCAUCGAGCAUCCGAAUGUGCAAAAACCCGAAGAUCACAAAGAAGACAAGAUAGGCAUUAAAGUGUUGACGUAUACAUAACAGCAUCCUUGGAAAACUCAUCACAAUUUUUCAUCGAAGCCGCAUACUUUUGCAAUUAGAUAUCUCCUUUCACACCAUCUGGUGCCACUUUUAGUUCUCUCUCUCUCUCUCUCUCUCCACAUCCCAAAUUCAUCCGGUCUUACAUUAAUGUUACUGACUCGAAUCGUCGAGAUAAAAAGGUACAUGAAGUUUUGCUUACUAGUAUGAUGGCUGUAUAGAACGAUGUGAUACGUUAAAAAUUGUUUGACA